GGGAGGGAGCGCCCGACCACGAGAGGAGCAUUCCUCCGGUGCUGGCGUCUUUUUAUAGGAACUCGGUCGGUCGCAGCCGCAGGCACGCGGCCACGGGCUCACGAAGAAACACACUCGGGUUGUGCGCGUGUGGGUUUUCGAAGGGGGGGACUACACCCUCGGACACUGGUCGGGGCUCGCCUCCAGGACAGCGGGGAGCCAGCUGAGCGUUCCGCACGCGGCCAUGCACGCGGCUCUUCGACGCAGCUAGCGCGCACUUCUCCUCCGUCGCGGCUGUCUGUCAUCCUCCCCCUGCGUGCUUGAGCGCUCGUCGUGCCCUUGGCGAUGACGGCGGUGGAGAGCGCGGCGGCUGUCUACCAACAGCCGUCGCCGCCGGGCCAGCUCUUGAACUUGGUCUACCUAACGCUCGCGGACCAGACGCUGCACGCCGUCGACCAGGUCAAAUACAGCAUGCCGCCAAUGGUAGCCCCUUCUGCUUACUCUGGUGAAAGCUACUGUGGCGCGUACACCACGGCUGGAUACCCAAACGGAUACUCCGAUGGAUACUGCACGGAAUAUUCCCCCGGAGGUCCGUUCACUGAGCUGGCGGAUCAAUUCUCAGAGCUCAGUCUGGGAGGAGGGGACCCCAGGGCGGCCAGAAAGCCUCCGCCAAACUAUCUUUGCCACUUGUGUUUUUGCAAGGGGCAUUACAUCAAGGACUGUCCGCAGGCACGCCCGAAAGGGGAAGGCCUCACUCCCUACCAGGGCAAGAAGCGCUGCUUUGGCGAAUACAAGUGCCCAAAGUGCAAACGGAAGUGGAUGAGCGGCAACAGCUGGGCCAACAUGGGACAGAAAUGCAUCAAGUGCCAUCUGAACGUUUACCCACACAAACAGAGACCACUGGAGAAGCCGGAUGGCCUGGACGUCUCGGACCAGAGCAAAGAGCAUCCACAGCAUCUGUGCGAGAAGUGCAAGUCACUCGGCUACUACUGCAGGCGCGUCCUGUAGGGGAUCGAGCGACAACCUCUCUCCGCCAAGCCUUUCCGGUGCCUCUGUGGUGUACAGUAGAGUUCAUUUACGUGGCUCCCAAAAGCCUAUACAGUAAUUCUAUAGCGUACUGCGAUGGCGCGCUCCCCAUAUGAGGAACGUUUGUUAACACCCGAGAACGCCAUUUACGCAGAGCACGGCGCCAGUGUAUGUGUGAGCGUGUGUCGGUUGGUGGGCGAGCACAAGGGAAUCCUCUAUAGCGUGUCUGUAGUCUGCAUAGCGGCGGCGUCGACAGUCAACGUGGGCAGAUGACCGACGUUUUGAUCGCCGAAGCCAUCAACGGCGGGUAUUCUCACUUUUUGGUGGUAUUCUCGACGCUUACUGAAUGACCUAUGCAGUAUACUUCACACCGCCCUUUUCUUUUCUUUCGCCGUGUUCCUGAUGUAAACGUGGUACGUGUUUAAUGCUACAUUUUUUUCCCUUGCAAGUCGAUUAACGGAAUCGGAGCGCUUUAAGCUGCAUUCACAUGAGAGGACGGAUUGCUGCACUGUGGCUUGUUUACUCAGAAUAAACGUUAUUUUCUAAA
Messenger RNA from Dermacentor andersoni, 1552 nucleotides. RefSeq names its product zinc finger CCHC domain-containing protein 24-like. Lineage: Eukaryota; Metazoa; Arthropoda; Arachnida; Ixodida; Ixodidae. The record is from RefSeq and is a predicted model, not a curated record.